Leptopilina heterotoma is the source of this 3125-nucleotide messenger RNA. RefSeq names its product protein mothers against dpp (gene Mad). The record is from RefSeq and is a predicted model, not a curated record. Gene Ontology annotation, biological process: anatomical structure morphogenesis; SMAD protein signal transduction; transforming growth factor beta receptor signaling pathway. The transcript is spliced from 4 exons. NCBI's taxonomy places the organism in Eukaryota, Metazoa, Arthropoda, Insecta, Hymenoptera, Figitidae. The coding region runs from base 358 to 1755 and encodes 465 amino acids. Gene Ontology annotation, cellular component: heteromeric SMAD protein complex. Gene Ontology annotation, molecular function: RNA polymerase II cis-regulatory region sequence-specific DNA binding; DNA-binding transcription factor activity, RNA polymerase II-specific; I-SMAD binding.
UUAGGCAUAAACACUCUGCCGCCAUUAUUGUAACGCCAUAGAUUCUAUUCAACAUUUAUAUUCCAAGAGAGAGAGACAAUAAACAAAUUCCUCGCAUGUGGUUGAAAAUAGAUUGAAAUAAUAGUUGAGAAUUAUUUUCAAGGAUAAAUUUAAUUAUUCGAUUUGUGAAUCUGUUUCAACCGAUUUUCACUGCCUAAGGAGAAGACAAAAUGUAUUUUAAAUGUUAAGACAAUUGUGAUGAUGAUUUCUUAAAAAAAUUGGUGUAGAGUUUUUAUAAUGUAGUUUUCCCAAAAAAAGAACUAAAUAAUCAAGAAGUAACGGCCGCUUAAUUUAUUGGGAAAAUAGAAAAACGAGAAAAUGGACGACGAGGAAGGCUCAUCGAGUUCAGGACCAAUGUCCUCAUUGAAUAGUUUAUUUUCCUUCACAAGUCCAGCGGUGAAGAAGCUCCUCGGUUGGAAGCAAGGCGACGAGGAGGAGAAAUGGGCCGAGAAGGCUGUCGAUUCCCUCGUGAAGAAAUUAAAGAAACGAAAGGGUGCAAUCGAGGAGCUCGAACGAGCAUUAAGUUGUCCCGGUACACCGAGUAAGUGUGUGACAAUACCGCGUAGUUUAGACGGACGUUUACAAGUAUCACAUCGCAAGGGUUUACCGCACGUGAUUUAUUGUCGCGUAUGGCGAUGGCCCGACCUGCAAUCGCAUCACGAACUCAAACCACUGGAACUCUGUCAAUAUCCAUUCUCAGCGAAACAAAAGGAAGUUUGCAUCAAUCCCUAUCAUUAUAAGCGUGUCGAGAGUCCAGUAUUGCCGCCCGUUCUCGUGCCAAGACACUCGGAAUUCGCUCCCGGUCAUUCACUUCUACCAUUUCAACAACUUCCCGAGCCAACAAUGCCGCACAAUGUCACAUACUCGACAAGCGGUUUCAACGCGGGGAACACAAACGUAAAUCCAACGUCGCCAAUAUCCUCGGUGAGUUCAGUGCCGAGUCCUGCGAGUUCAGGAAAUCCUCAGAGUCCCUACGGGACGAAUGGUUUGCCGGAAACGCCACCGCCAGCGUAUUCCCCACCCGAGGACGGUUCACAGCAUGGACAAUCGCCGCCACCCGAUCCGGCGGCAAUGGACACUGGGAGUUCGCCUGCAGUCGCUCCCGUUUGCUAUCAGGAGCAACCCUAUUGGGCGUCAAUUGCAUAUUAUGAAUUAAAUUGUCGUGUUGGUGAAAUAUUUCAUUGUCAGAGUCAUUCGGUGAUUGUCGAUGGUUUCACUAAUCCGAGUAAUAAUUCUGAUCGUUUUUGCCUCGGGCAAUUGUCAAAUGUGAAUAGAAAUUCGACAAUUGAAAAUACGAGGCGACACAUUGGCAAGGGGGUGCAUUUAUAUUAUGUUGGCGGUGAAGUUUAUGCCGAGUGCCUAUCUGAUUCGGCGAUUUUUGUACAGUCGAGAAAUUGCAAUCAUUUCCAUGGAUUUCAUCCUAGUACGGUGUGUAAAAUUCCACCGGGAUGCUCACUCAAGAUAUUCAAUAAUCAGGAAUUUGCAUCACUCUUGUCCCAGAGUGUUAAUCAUGGAUUUGAAGCUGUUUAUGAAUUGACGAAAAUGUGUACAAUUAGAAUGUCAUUUGUGAAAGGCUGGGGUGCUGAAUAUCAUCGACAGGACGUAACAUCAACUCCCUGUUGGAUUGAGGCCCACUUGCAUGGACCAUUGCAAUGGUUGGACAAAGUUCUCACCCAAAUGGGAUCACCUCACAACGCCAUAAGUUCCAUGUCGUAAGGAUAUAAUUUUCAGAGGACAAUAUAAACGUGAGAAAAAAUAAAAAUUCAUUUUCAUUAAAUUUCUUUUUUCUAAAAUCAAAAAAAAAAAUCGAGAUUUGCUUUUCUUUUCCAAAAAAAAUGACAAAAGAAGAAAUUAAUAAUAGAAGUUUAGAAAAUGAAAAAGUAAAUCUCGAUUAUUAAAUAAAUAAAAAAAUUAAAUAAUUAAUAAAAGAAAGAAUUUAAUAAUGUAAAACCAAAAUCAUUAAGAGCGAUUAUUUUGCCUCAAAAUACAAAAAAAAAUUGUAUAGGUAUAGAUUUAUUCUAUACGUUCCAUAAAAAAAAUGUGUAAACGAGUAUUGACGAAAUUUUUUUUUUUUAAACAAAAAAUUAGUUAUAAUUCUUCUCAAAAAAAAAAUGUACAACAUGACAAAGUACAUUUAUAUAUUAUAUAUAUAUAUUAUAUAAAAAUUUAUAGUGAUGUUUUUAAAUGUCUCAUUAGCUAAAUAAAUCAAAAAAAAAAACAAACUUCGAUGAAAGACAUAGAAGUUAUAUAAAUAUAUAUAUAUAUAAAAAAAUUAAACUAGCGAUUAGAAUAAUUUACUAUAUAUAGUAGAUAGGAAUAGAAAGAAAAUUCAGUAAAAAAAUUGGCCACAAUUUAAAAAAAAUAUAUUUUUUCUUUAUUAAAAUUUAAAAAAAAAAAAUAGUUAAUUACUCCGAUAGAAACGAGUUUUUGCUCAUACGAUGCAUAUUUCGAUAUAAAAAAAAAUCGAAGCUAAAAGAUAAAAAAGUACAAUUGUGAUUUCUCUUGAUUCUUAUUUUGCCUAAAAAAUUUUGCAUUUUUUCAUUAAAAUGUACAAAAAAAAUAUUCAGUGGAUAAAACUGCUUUCCUUCACGUUGGCCAAAAGUUAGAAAAAAAUAGCCUUUUUUUUGGUAUGUAGAAAAAAAGCCUUAAUUAGAGGCUUUGAGAAUUGCCUAUUAAAUAAUUUGUAAAUGUUUUACAAAACAAAAAAAGUUUUAGCUAUUUAUCGUGAAAAUAUUUUAUGAAGAUGAAACUAUUUUAUUCUAUUGUACUAUAAUAAAUAAAAUAUACAUAAAUUGUAUAUUAUUGAAGAUUAAUCUCUGAAAAAAAGUGUAAACGCCAACUUUUCAAAGUUGAUCUCAUGAUUAUUGUAAUAGUGCCUAUUAUGUAAGACUAAAAUAUAUUCUAAAAAGAGAAAUAAUUCAAAAGAAAAAUGAUGAUAAUUCAUCGUUUUGUUUUUUUUUUCAAAUCAAUUAUAUUGAAAAGGAAAAUUUUGUUUUUGCGAUUUAAUACAGUAAACAUUGUCAAGGGAACUUUUACAUUAUUUCUUACAAUAAUAUACACAUAGGAAAAAUUUUAAUUGAGGCUGA